Molecule: messenger RNA, 677 nt
Organism: Corvus hawaiiensis (hawaiian crow)
Lineage: Eukaryota; Metazoa; Chordata; Aves; Passeriformes; Corvidae
Product: hemoglobin subunit beta
Exons: 3
Coding region: 131-574 (147 amino acids)
Biological process (GO): oxygen transport; hydrogen peroxide catabolic process
Cellular component (GO): hemoglobin complex; blood microparticle; haptoglobin-hemoglobin complex
Molecular function (GO): heme binding; organic acid binding; oxygen carrier activity
Source: RefSeq, a predicted model, not a curated record
GGGAGAGGAGGGGCCCAGCACAGUGUAUAAAAGCGGGGACGGGGAGAGCGGCUCACCAGAGUGCGAUCCUUCGGGAGCAAGAGCCCAGCCUUCCUCCGUACCUGCCACACGCAACCCUCCUGCCAACACCAUGGUGCAGUGGACAGCCGAGGAGAAGCAGCUCAUCACCGGCCUCUGGGGCAAGGUCAACGUCGCCGAGUGCGGUGCCGAGGCCCUGGCCAGGCUGCUGAUCGUCUACCCCUGGACCCAGAGGUUCUUCGCCUCCUUCGGGAACCUGUCCAGCCCCACUGCCAUCAUUGGCAACCCCAAGGUGCAGGCCCAUGGCAAGAAGGUGCUCACCUCCUUCGGGGAAGCUGUCAAGAACCUGGACAACAUCAAGAACACCUUUUCCCAGCUGUCCGAGCUGCACUGCGACAAACUGCACGUGGACCCCGAGAACUUCAGGCUCCUGGGUGACAUCCUGAUCAUCGUCCUGGCCGCCCACUUCGGCAAGGAUUUCUCUCCCGACUGCCAGGCUGCCUGGCAGAAGCUGGUGCGUGUGGUUGCCCACGCUCUGGCCCGCAAGUACCACUAAAGAGCCGCAGGAACGCCCCGGCAGCGCCCUCGGUGUCCUGCACCCGCUGCUGUGCUGGAGCCAACAGCUUCUAACAGCCAAAUAAAGCUCAUCCUGUGAAGUC